AGCUGCAGUUCUCCAGUCAUCUUUAGGAGAGCGACGAGAGAGUAAAAACAUUUUUGUGAAAGACAGUCGGUCCUCGAGCAGAUCUUCUGCAAAGAGACAAGCUGCAUAAAUACUCAACACAACUGUGAUGAUAAAGUUUCCGCUCACACAAUGGAGGAACCCAGCACUGAAGAUAAAUCUGAGGCUCCUAAUGGUGAGAGAGGAGAGGAACCUGCAUCAACAUCUGCUGAGUCUGAUGUUAACAAUCCAAAUGCUGCUACAGAUGAUAAAGAGACAAACAAUCAGCAUGAGUGUGAUAAUAAAGAGUCUGCUCCCACAACGAAGGGAACCAGCACUGGAGAUAAAUCUGAGACUCUUAAUGGAGAGACAAGAGAGGAACCUUCAUCAACAUCUGCUGAGUCUGAUGACAAGCCAAAGGAUGGAACAGAUGGUGAAGAGACAAGCUGCAUAAAUACUCAACACAACUGUGAUGAUAAAGUUUCUGCUCACACAAUGGAGGAACCCAGCACUGAAGAUAAAUCUGAGGCUCCUAAUGGUGAGAGAGGAGAGGAACCUGCAUCAACAUCUGCUGAGUCUGAUGUUAACAAUCCAAAUGCUGCUACAGAUGAUAAAGAGACAAACAAUCAGCAUGAGUGUGAUAAUAAAGAGUCCGCUCCCACAACGAAGGAAACCAGCACUGGAGAUGAAUCUGAGACUCUUAAUGGAGAGACAAGAGAGGAACCUUCAUCAACAUCUGCUGAGUCUGAUGACAAGCCAAAGGAUGGAACAGAUGGUGAAGAGACAAGCUGCAUAAAUACUCAACACAACUGUGAUGACAAAGUUUCCGCUCACAAAAUGGAGGGACGCAGCACUGAAGAUAAAUCUGAGGCUCCUAAUGGUGAGAGAGGAGAGGAACCUGCAUCAACAUCUGCUGAGUCUGAUGUUAACAAUCCAAAUGCUGCUACAGAUGAUAAAGGAACCGACCUGAUGAUGGUUUUGGAGGAUCUGGGAUUGGAUCAGUUCUACAAGGAGAAACUGUCACUCAGCAAGAUACUGGAGAUCAAUGAGAAGACCAUCAAUGAUGAGCCUCCAAAGUGUAAAUCUGAUCUUCCAUUGUAUUUUCUUAAGAAACUAAUGAUGGUGAAUGUAACAGCUAGAAAGAUAGAAAGAUCAGCUUCUGAGUCUAACAGUGAAGAUACAUUAAGUGAUCCGUGUAAUUUUAAUGAUCUAUUUGCCUGUCAUAACAUGAAUGAUUCUCUAAAUCCUCUUGAUUUAAUCACUGCUCUCUUCCUGUGUUCUGAUGGUUUUGUUCAUCAAGAACUGGCUCUAAAAAUGUCCAUGUGUCAGUUCUCUGUUCCUCUGCUGCUUCCUAACUGUGACACACAGCAGUGCACCCUCAUGCUGUGGGCCAUGAGAGACAUUGUUAAGAAGUACAGACCUUCAGAUCUUUCAGAAUCAAAAGGCUUCAUAGAAGACAGAAUAGCUCUUUCUGAACUUCCAAUGAUCUCAUUUGUGAGACUGGGUGAGUGCUCUCUGUCCAAAUCAGAGAUCCUCAAUAAACUUUUGAGUAACUCUGAGCAAUACCAUGACACCUUUGUUCACCGUGACAUGGAGUGUGGAGACAUUCAGAGAAGAAUAUCUAAUGGACUGACUGAAAUGACCUGGUACCUUCCCUGUGGAAACAAAAACAUGGACAUCUUCAGUGAACCAGUUGCUAUAGCUAACCUUCGUGGAGACAUUGCUUCAUUUGAAACUCAAUUCUCCUUUUUGUGUCAGACAUCUGCUGCAGUUUUUGUUUUCUUUGACCAGCUGGACUCUGAGUGUGAACUGCUGACAAACAAAAACCAUAAAGCUCAGAUCUUUUUGGUGGGAAACCAGCAGAACAAGAGAAUUACUCUAGAUGUUCUGAAGAAACUAGCAACCAGGCUGAACUUGACGAGAAACAACAUAAUUAUAAAAUCAAAACAGACAAAUAAUGCAGAUUUUGUCAAAUCUUUGAAGAAAACUGUGAGCAGUGUACUUACCAACACACAGUUGAAGAUGUCAAUAGAGCAGAUGGCUGAAGUUGCUCAUGAAUUAGGAAUUCCAGUUGAUGAAGAUUCUCCAGAGUGCCAGGAUGGAAAGAAAAAUGCAGAUGCCAUCACUGCAGAGAUUAAAGAUACUUUUCAAUUCAAAGAAAAUCAGUUUCCUUUGCAAGGUCACAUAUGGAAGGAUCUGACUUUCUUGGAAAAGGAAGAAUGUCGUCUUCGGAACAUUGGUUCUGAAGACAUAGAAAACUAUAAGAGCAACCUUAUAAAGAAAAGAGAAGAGCAACGUAAAAAACAAAAUUCCUAUGCAAUGUCAAGUGUAAUGACAUGCUUCAUUAGUGCAAUAUCCAGCCCACAUAGAGAAAGGUGUUACUUUCUGAAAUGGAUAAGAAUGAAUCUCGACAACUUGUCUCGAACAGAACUUUCUGGCCUCAGGGAGCUUUACAAGGAAAAAUGCAAAGAUUCUGAAAACAAACAAGAGAUCAAAGAAAUUGACCAACAACUUUCCAGCAGCUCACUGGGAGUUGAGCACUUCUUCCGUGAAAUGGGUCAGAUCUAUGAAGCUUCUCUUUACCUUCCAGAAACAGAUCAAUCACGUCAACAACUGCAACAUCUGCCCAAACUCUGUGCUCAGUUGUUGCUGGAUGGAUUUCCUCUUGAGCUUGUAGAUGGAGAUGCUUCCAACAUUCCUCUCAGAUGGGUGAGUGAUGUUCUCUCUCAGCUCAAUGACUUGGUGUCUCCAAAGAACAAGAUCCUGGUCGUCACAGUUCUUGGAGUUCAGAGCACAGGGAAGUCCACUCUCCUUAACACCAUGUUUGGAGUUCAGUUUGCAGUCAGCAGUGGUCGAUGCACUAGAGGUGCCUUCAUGCUGCUCAUCAAAGUCAAUGAAGACUUCAAGAAAGUUCUCAACUGUGACUUCAUGAUGAUCAUCGACACUGAAGGCUUAAAGUCACCAGAGCUAGCACAGCUGGACAACAGCCAUGAGCAUGACAAUGAGCUGGCAACACUUGUUGUUGGUCUGAGUGACAUCACCAUUAUCAAUAUUGCAAUGGAGAAUUCAACAGAGAUGAAAGACAUCCUGCAGAUAGUGGUGCAUGCUUUCCUCAGGAUGAAGGAGGUCGGCAAAAAGCCUCAAUGUCAGUUUGUUCACCAGAACGUUUCUGAUGUUUCAGCUCAUGAGAAGAACCUGAGAGACAGGAAGCUGCUGUUAGAACAGCUGAAUGAGAUGACCCAGGCAGCAGCUAAAAUGGAGAAGAAAGAGGAAAACAAGAGCUUCACUGAUGUGAUGGAGUAUAAUCCAGACACUGGGAACUGCUACGUUCCUGGACUCUGGAAUGGAAACCCACCAAUGGCUCCAGUCAAUGCAGGAUACAGUGAGACUGUCUAUGAACUCAAGAAAAACAUCAUCCAACAGCUGGGAAAGUGUGAGUCAACUUCUAAUAACAUCUUGGAGUUCAGAGAGUGGAUAACCAGCCUGUGGAACGCAGUAAAACAUGAAAACUUCAUCUUCAGCUUCAGAAACAGCCUGGUGGCUGAUGCUUACAUGAGGCUCUGCACAGAAUACAACCAAUGGGAGUGGGAGUUCAAAAAGGAAAUGUACACCUGGGUUACCACAGCAGAGACAAGGAUUUCCAAUUUUGGUUCAUUUACUGCAACAUUUGAAAUAUCUGACAUGAAUGAAUUCAUGACCGAGUUGAAAAGUGAAGCAACCACAGAGCUGACCAAGUGGGAGACAAAGAUUCUUGACAAUCUGAAGAAAUACUUUGAGCAGCCAGAAGGUCAUGUUUAUCUGGUUGAAGGAUACAGAGAGGAUUUCUCCAACAGCAUAAAGAGUCUUCGACGACAAACUGAAAGAUCAGUGUUCAACCAGAUCACAACAGCAGCUGAAAUUAAGAAGGGAUUGAAAGAACUCGACAAAAUCAGGGCAACUUAUACAGAAAGAAUUGAGAAAGCAGUUUGUGAUUUAAUUGAUAAAUGUCGUAAAAGCAAAGUUAAAAUGACUGACAGAGAGCUUGAUGAAAGUUUUGAUAAGAUGUGGACUGAAGCAAUGAACACCUUGUCUUUCUCUAAACAGCAGACUUCAAAUAUCUUCACCAAUGUGUCCCUUCAGUUACAAACAAAUCUUUCACCCAAGGGAAGCCAUGCAUGUGAACUGCUGAGUAAAAAAAGUCUGAAAGACUGUGGACUGGAGCCUUUUACAUACAAACCUAUAGGAAUGAAGGAAACAGUCAAAACUUUUUUAAAAGGACUUUGGACCUGGGCGGAUCUAAUAAAGGCAAGACAAGAAAUCGCUGAGAGGAUUAUUUCAGAUUGUGAUGGCGAUAUUAGUGAUAAAGUCAAGAGAAAAACCAAUUAUCAUGAUACUUACAUCCAGGAGAUCCUUCACAUCAUUGAUAAGAGGUUGAACAAAACUGAUGUUGACAUAGACAUGAAGUUUGAGGUGUCUCUGAAACAACACAUCUGUGGAUCUGCAGCCAGAAAGUUUCAGAAAAUGCAUGAAGAAUUUAUACAAGAAAAUGAUCCUUAUAAAUGUCUGCAGAAAAACAAGGAAACGUUCUGCACAGAUUUCAAAGAUGUCUUCCAAAAACGAGAUCAAUGCCAGAAAAAAGCUGAAGAAUUCACAAACCAAAGUCUGAAACCUGCUGUUGAAAACUUCAUCUAUCGUUCUCUUGGUGUUGAUAUUGUUGAUAAAAUGAUGACAAAAGAGGAGUUCAGCACACGAAUGUCCUUCCAGUAUUCAGUUUUACUGGAUCUGAUUUCUAAAGGUGACUUCAACAGCUUAAAGGAGUACGUUUGUUCAUAUGAAGUUUACGUAAAAUCAUGGACAUCUAAAAGGAUUAAGGAGUAUUUCUCCUCUGGGUUGAUAAUUUGUGAGUUAGAGGACAAACGUCUUAAUUCCUGCAUCGACCACAUAAAUGAUGCCAUUAAAAAGGCAACAGCAGAAAAGUCUGACAGCCUGAGGACAUUUGUUGUAAAGAUCUGCACAGAACUUGGAGAUAAACUGGUAUUUUCCCAGGAGGCUCUUGAUGCCUUUAUGGUUGUGAACAAUGUUGACCAGGAACAGUUUGGUCACUGGCUCAACAAGUGUGUGGAGGAAAUGACAAAAUCUCUUAGAGAAAAGUUUAAAUCAACAAUGUUUGAAACAAAACUCUCACUUCUCCAUAUGAAACCAGAGAAUGAGCUUUUCAACAGAGUGAUUGGUUGUGGCAAACAGUGUCCAUUCUGCAAAAUAUCCUGUGAUGCUGGUGGAGAAAACCACACUCACCACUUUGCUUCUUUGCAUCGACCAAAUGGAUUAGGUCGGUACAGGAAUUCUUUAUCUGGGAAACUCGUAACUGACAUCUGCUCUUCUCUUGUCAUCAGUGACAUAUGUUUUUCCUGCAGUGAGGCAUUCUUUCAGCCUUACAAACAAUAUAAGGAUAUUUUCCCAGACUGGAAUAUUCCUCCAGAUGUGAGCCUUGAGGCAUCAGAUUAUUGGAAAUAUGUGAUGAACAAGUACAACAAGGAAUUUGCUAAAGAAUAUGAUGCAGAGCCUGGUGACAUUCCUGAUGCUUGGAAGAAAAUCACAAAAGAACAGGCAGUGGAAAGCCUCAAGAAAUCAUUCAACAUGAAGUGAAACCAUGAUUCAUGUUUAGCUGUAAGAACACAAUUGGUUCUUGCAUGUAGAUUUUUUUUGUCCCUUUCCUGAAAACCAAAAUAAACAGCUUUGGCCUAAUUUACUGUAGCUCUUUAUUUUCUUCAUUGAUCAUUUAUAAUUUUAGCAUUUUGUCAUUCUAUUAUUUUAUUAACUUUUGUUUGCAACAUAUUUUGUCUGAAAAUAUUUACACUCUUGUUGAAAGAAUGUAUGUUUGCUACUACAUUAGAUGGAUAAUUGGAGAGUUUCAGUACAAAUUUAUUGUUCAUUGUUAACGACUCAAUGAAAUCAAUUCUCCAUUGUCAUUACAUCAUUCAGUGGGUGAUUGCUGCAAAGUCAAUCACUGGAUGCAUUUACUGAGUUUCCUUAGAUAGAAAAAGUUUCACCAAAUGAUAAAAUAUAUGAUUAAAUAUAUUUAAUUUUAAAUCUGUCGAUUUGAUGUGGUUGAACUGAUUAUGUAUUUCUGUAUAUUAAAUGGAUCUGUUUUGUAUUCCAAAUUAUCUUGAGAUUACAUUUGCUAUGAAUUAGUGCUGGAACAAUAAACUUAAUUGAAUUAAAAUUGAUGUCAAAUUAUUUUUGUUUUGGUUAUUUUUGCUGUAUGGGUGCAGGAAUGUUAUGAAAUAAAUGUUCUUAUAUAUAUUUAAUUUGUUGAUUGGCAUAUUCAGCAUCAUUUCCAGAUAAAGUGUUUUGUUUGCAUAAAAAUGUCAUUUAUUGUUUCCCUUUUUAUCAUUUUGUCACAUUCAUAAGGAUUUAGGGUUUAUAAACAUCUAGUUCUGGGUUUUAUCUUGAGUUUAUCCUUGAUUUCAUUCAAAUGUAUUUAGAUCUUCAUCCUCAGCAUUUAUCAUCAAAUGUAACAGAAAAAUUCAGUUCAAAUCAAUUCAAAGUUUUUACGUGACUUGUUUUUUGUCAUAUCUCUCUAGUACUGUGCUGACUUGAUCAAUUAAUCAAUCAAAUUUUAUUUGUAUAGCACAUUUCAGCAGCAAGGCAUUUCAAAGUGCUUUACAUCAUUACAAACACAGAAACACAAAGCAACAUAGAAUCAACAAUCAAAACACAGCAUUAAGUCAAGUUCCAUCAAUAAAUUUGUAAUUGAUUACAUUUCAAAUACAAUUCUAAACAGGUGGGUUUUUAGUUGAGAUGUAAAAGAAGUCAGUGUUUGAUGUGUUGUUGUGCUAAUUAUGUUAAAUGUUUUUUUGUUCCAACUAAAUGUCAUAGCAGCUGAUUCUCUUUUCUUCUGUAAACAACUGGAAAGCUGCUCUUUUUUGUUAAAAUGAAUUAUAUUCUACAAAUAAAGAAAUAGGACGUCUUGUUUAUGUCAUGCUUAAUAAAAUAUAUUGUUGUGGA
Molecule: messenger RNA, 6984 nt
Organism: Xiphophorus maculatus (southern platyfish)
Lineage: Eukaryota; Metazoa; Chordata; Actinopteri; Cyprinodontiformes; Poeciliidae
Product: interferon-induced very large GTPase 1-like
Exons: 12
Coding region: 151-5622 (1823 amino acids)
Molecular function (GO): GTP binding
Source: RefSeq, a predicted model, not a curated record